Molecule: messenger RNA, 3201 nt
Organism: Daphnia pulex (common water flea)
Lineage: Eukaryota; Metazoa; Arthropoda; Branchiopoda; Diplostraca; Daphniidae
Exons: 8
Coding region: 923-2854 (643 amino acids)
Biological process (GO): inositol phosphate biosynthetic process; phosphatidylinositol phosphate biosynthetic process
Cellular component (GO): nucleus; cytoplasm
Molecular function (GO): inositol hexakisphosphate kinase activity
Source: RefSeq, a predicted model, not a curated record
UUUUGGGUUAGCGUUCGCACCACAUUGAAUUUCACAUGCACAACACAGUUUUUCGAGAGAGAGCGAGCGAUUAUGUGACGUCAAUCGGGAUUAGAUAGACUCUUAAGAUCAUGUGACCCAACCAAGCCCCUCUCCUCCGACCAAUGGGAAGCAAACGGCGAUCUCGGCAGUUCGUCUGGAAAGCUCCUCCCCCAUCAGUGGAAAGUAAAAAAAAAAUCCCGCGGGAUCUAGUGCUAAACGUGAUUGUAGGGGGGUUUCUCAGGCACGAAGAAACGAAUGGCAAAGUGGGUGGUGGUGGUGGGGUGGGCUGUGACUGGGUUGGUAUAGUUUCUCGUUGGAUUCAGUCGCAGUCCGCCUGUCGUCCGGUACGGUACACUCGUAUCUCUGCUCCCGCCCAAACGCUCUAGACACACUUUGUUUCAUCUCCUCCUUUGUGUGUGUGCAUGUCUCUCGGCCCUUGACCGGGGCUUUUCCAUCUAGAAAACAAAGAAACAGUAGCAAGUUCGUGCCGUUUCGCGUGGUUCCCGUUCGGCCACACGUUAUACAUACGUGACGUCACUGUGCACUCCGGUUGGCAACAGGACGCGGGAAGACCCAGCAGCAACUCCCCCCCAUUAUUUCUUUGUAACAUUCACGGUGUCGUGUGUAGUUCUAAUUCUCACUGUGAGCGUUACGCCACUGCUGCAGCAGAGCAACUUGCCGUGAAUAUUCGCCCGACAUUAGACAAGUGAAAGUGCUGUUGGUUUUUUCGAGCUGUGCACUUUGAUUUCUGGCAGAUUAAAUAUAGUCUGGGGAGUCGUUAGUGACUUGUGCUGGCCUUCUACGAUUUUCACAAGUUGGAAUGGUCUGCUGGACGGAGAAGAAGAAGUCAGCAGUUGUCGUGAAUCACUCGGAAAACAACCAGGAUCGAUAAUCGACAGCAAUGCAAGUCCAGCGCAACGCCAAAAAGUGUAAAUUCCAAGAGGAGCCGUCCAGUUAUCGGCCGGAAGUGAAUAAUCAGAUGGAGCCGCCCCCUCUUCCGGCUGAUCCUUGUCCACUCCUCCGUCCUUUCUGUCAUCAGGUGGGAGGCCACACCCAGUUCCUGCAGCUGGAUCAAUCCACCGUUUGCAAGCCGUUGAUUCCACGGGAGUUGAGUUUCUACCUGAACGCUCCGCCAGACAUCCGCACCUUCACGCCAAAAUGCAAAGGUGUGAUUCAGACGUGGUACCAAGAAGGCCGCCAAUACUGGAGGCGAUUCGCCAUGGAUGAGAUCAGCGUCACGGCCGAACAUUCGGAAAUUUCGUCGCACCACAACAGCCGACACGACGCCCCGUUGAGGAUAUCCCUGGCCGGCCAUGAAGCCAUUUCCUAUCAUCCGGCCCACACCUACACUGAUGGAUCGUCUCAAUUUUUCAUGAUGUUGGAAAAUGUGGCAUCCGCGUCCAAAUUCCAAAACCCUUGCGUGCUGGACUUGAAGAUGGGCACCAGGCAGCACGGUGAUGACGCCUCCGCCGAGAAACGCACCCGGCAGAUGGCCAAGUGCGCAGCCAGCACAUCCGCCUCGCUCGGACUCCGUCUAUGCGGCAUGAAGGUAUACGACGCGACGACGGGAAACUUCGUUAGCAGAGACAAAUAUUUUGGCCGGCGGUUGGACGCUGACGGACUACGCAGGGCGCUGGUCCAGUUUUUCGCCAGCGGCGGAUCUCGACGUUCUGAAAUUAUCGACGCCAUUCUCGAUCGACUCCGGCUACUUCGCUUGGCCGUCGAAAAGCAGGAAACGUUUCGUUUCUAUUCGAGUUCCUUGUUGAUUGUCUACGAAGGAUGCGACGAAAAUCCUGAAUUUCUAUCCCAUCCGGACCUCUACUUCCUCAAUCCGGAUGCAGGAAAUGGUCGACGAUCCGACUCUGAUUGCGAGCUGGAUAGGAUACGCGACGAUGACCAUCCAAGUUACAAUCCGGAUAACAGGCUCACUUGUGACUCGCAAUCGCUGAAACGUCUGAAAGUUUCCGGCCUGCAGCAACCCAAACUGGAUUUCGACUCGCUGUCCAUCACAGACACGUCGAGCGAAUACUUUUUGACGGACAGCUGCUGUGAGACCCAGUCGUUCAGUACGAGCCCAGCCCAAUCGGUGGACAGCGGACUGGAAUGCUACAUGAUGGAUCAAAGCUCUUCAUCUUCGAGCACCAGCGACUAUAGCAGCUGGACGAGUGUUAGUGGCUAUCAAGCUGGGAUCCAUUUCAAGAGACUGUUGCGGCAUUCAGCGCCUGCCAGGACGAAUUCGACGGGCUACGAAUGUGCUGACAACUCGGCUGACAGCACCGACAGUGGACUCUACUCACUGGCCGGCCAUCCGCAAGGGAAGAAGACGACAGUGUUGAAGCGAUCGGCUACCAUCAGCUACACGGACAGCGAGGAGGACAGCGAAAGUGACAUGACUUGGCAACAUCACCUCGAUGGUCAGCAGCAUUUUUCUCAACCGACGGAACUGUCCGGAUCGCCGCCCGGCGAAGAUGAGGGCGAAUUGACGCCCGUCUUGGAAGUCAGCCGGACCGAAGAGUUUACGGAAGAAGCCGGCGGAAGCCAAACGCAGAAGAAACGGCGAGUGAUGGAUGAAGACAAGGAACAAGUGCUGCUGGAUGCUGCUGCCAGCAACAGCAAGCCGGACAAUAACUGCUGGUCGGACUGCGUCGAUGUCCGCAUGAUCGAUUUCGCCCACACAACUUUCUCCGGUUACCUGGGACUGGACGAACGGGUCCACUGGGGACCCGACAACGGAUACCUUCUCGGUCUUGAAAAUCUGACCGACAUUUUAAGGGGAUUGCGAGGUUGUAGCUCCUAUGCUCAUCAGAAAAACACCCUAUGCCUUUCAUCUUAACUUGACAUCCAAUCAAGUGUGAUGUUAAACCGACGAGUCCGAUAACCCAAAAUUGACAAGUACAAAUUUUUCUGUGAAACGAUUGUGAUCAUUUGCCGAAGACACUCUUCUUAUACCUCAAGAUCUGUUAAAUCAUAAAUUUCCAGGCUUGUCUACAAUAAGAGACUAAUUCGAAAGUAAAUGGAGAUGUGAGCUCCCUUUUCGUUUCAUUACUUUCAGAGUGGAUCGAUUUGACACAUGACACUAUUGUUUCACGGAACGAAAACGUAUUUGCGUAAUUUGACUAAAUGUACAUAAUAUUUUACUCCAUCUAAAGUGAAAAUGUAAAAUAAAACGCUGAAAUGAAA